Centruroides sculpturatus (bark scorpion) is the source of this 4520-nucleotide messenger RNA. It is a transcript of the gene spn-E, whose product is annotated as ATP-dependent RNA helicase TDRD9-like. Gene Ontology annotation, cellular component: intracellular anatomical structure. NCBI's taxonomy places the organism in Eukaryota, Metazoa, Arthropoda, Arachnida, Scorpiones, Buthidae. Gene Ontology annotation, molecular function: RNA binding; ATP binding. The record is from RefSeq and is a predicted model, not a curated record. Bases 163 to 4425 code for a protein of 1420 amino acids. The transcript has 36 exons.
GAUUUCUCAAAACGGAGGUUCGCCUAGUAGUAAUUUUUGUCGGAAUUUGGCAACAUUUUAUUAGGUUUCCUGUCACGUGGUUUAGUCGAACGAAAUUUGAUGUUUGUAUUGAAUAUGAGUCCUACACUAUAACAAGAAAAAGAAGUCAAGUUUUUAAAAGAGAUGACAACAUCGGGAGAAUUAACAUUGGAUCAUAUUUUAAAUUUCUUGUGUGUUGAGAAAGAGCCAGAAAGAAUUUUUGUAGAACCAACUUUGACACGUGGCUUAGGCAUUGAUAAUAGAAGCACACAUCCUUCUGCUUCAGCAAGAAGAACUUCUACAUCAGAUUCUUUUAGUAGAUCAGAAAACGAUUAUUAUAAGAAAUAUCAAGAGGAGGAAAAAAAGCUAACCUCUCAGCAAACAUUCAGGCAAACUGUACUUAUACCUGGAAUGGGAACAUUGCAUAUUAAUGAAAUGGAUGAUGUUGAACAGAUGAGUUCUGUUAGUGAACCAUCUAGUGGUACAUUACCUGGUAACAGUAAUCCAAGUGAUGACCAAAGUGCUGCAAUUUAUUCAUCAUAUUUUGACCCUAAUCAUACUUAUGAUCCAAAUCUUAUUAUUACACCACACAAAGAAAAGAUAAUACACUUAAUUGAAAUUAAUCAAGUAAUAGUAAUUCAAGGUGCCACUGGAUGUGGUAAAAGCACACAAGUUCCUCAGUAUAUUUUAGACUAUUGUACUUCUAAAAAUAAGCAUUGUAAUAUUGUUGUUACUCAACCAAGACGAAUUGCUGCUAUUAGUGUUGCAAAUAGAGUUUGUCAAGAAAGACAAUGGUCUUUGGGCUCCAUUGUUGGUUAUCAGGUCUCAUUAGACAAUGUUAGGUCAGAAGACACCAGAUUAACAUAUGUAACAACUGGAGUGUUAUUACAAAAAUUAACUAAUGAACAGAGAAUGGACAUGUAUACUCAUGUUAUUAUUGAUGAGGUUCAUGAAAGAGAUAAAGAGACUGAUUUUUUAUUAUUGUUAGUGAGAAGAUUAUUGAGGACAAAUUCAAGAGGAGUUAAGGUUAUCCUCAUGUCUGCAACUUUUGAUACAACAAAGUUUGCUGAAUAUUUCUAUAUACCAGUACAAAAUACAUUAAUGCCAGCACCUGUAUUUGAUAUAGUUGGAAAAACAAGAUUUGUACCAGAAUAUUAUUUAAAUAAUAUUCGAAAUUUGGGCCCUUUGCCUGAACUGGAUCCAUAUCAUCCAUGUAUACCAAAUGAAUCUUACAUACUAACAUAUAAUUUAAUAAAAGUUUUUGAUAGAAUUGAAACACAAGAACAAGAACAGGAAAAUGAUGGUUUGGAAGUGUGUCGUGGAGCAAUACUAAUAUUUUUGCCAGGAUAUGAAGAAAUUGGCAAAAUGCGAGACCUUCUUAGAGAAGAACAAACAACAUAUAAAUGGUGGAUAAUACCUUUACAUUCAAGUAUUACCUCACAGGAACAGUCACAAGUGUUUAAGAAACCACAAACAGGUUAUCGUAAAAUAAUUCUGUCAACAAAUAUAGCAGAAAGUUCUAUAACUGUUCCUGAUAUAAAAUAUGUGAUAGAUUUUUGUCUUACUAAGAAUUUAAUGAGUGAUCCAGACACUAAUUAUUGUCAGUUACAAUUAGCAUGGGCUGCAAAAAGUAAUUGUAAACAAAGAAAAGGACGUGCAGGGCGUGUUUCUGAUGGAAGAUGCUAUAGAAUGGUUCCAUAUGAUUUCUAUGAAAAUCAUUUGCCAGAAUAUGGGAUCCCAGAAAUGAAUCGAUCUCCUUUAGAACAAUUAGUUCUUAUGUCUAAGAAACUGGAUAUAGGAGAACCAAAAGCUGUUCUUGCUUUAGCAAUUGAUCCCCCAAAAUUAGAAGAUAUAGAAAGGGCUAUACUUGUAUUAAAAGAGGUUGGAGCAUUAGCAAUGACUACAAAAGGUUGUAUAACAUCUCAGGAUGGUGAUUUAACCUUUGUUGGUGAAGUUAUGUUACACUUACCAUUGGAUGUAAAAAUAAGCAAGCUUAUACUGUUGGGUUAUGCUUGCAAUUGUUUGGAAGAUUGCCUUAUAAUUGCUGCUAGUCUGUCUUUAAAGGAUUUUUUUGCAAAACCUUUCCAGAAGUUUUUGGAAGCUUACAAAUCUCGUUUAUCAUGGUCUCAUGGAACAUUUAGUGACUGCAUAGCAUAUCUGAAUGCAUAUAAAUUAUGGGAUGAAACUACCCAACGUGGCCAUUUUAGAUUUUCUAAAAACAAACAAAAAGAAGAAGAAUGGGGGAAAACCAAUUUUAUUCAGAUAAAAAAGAUAAAAGAAGUUAAAAUUUUAGUCAAUGAACUGAAAACUCGUUUAGAAAAACUAAAUAUAAAAGCAUCACACCAGGCAAGGAGGCAAACUGUUGAAGAUUCUUUAAUAAUUAAACUUAUCAUUGCUGCAGCAUUUUAUCCCAAUUAUUUUGUACAAGAAGAAACUGAUGAAAUAGAAAUUGCUAAACAAGUUAGCGGUAGAGAUCCAUUGAGAACAGUUGAGGUAAGAGGAUUACCUCCAAAUCAAGGCCAGCUAUAUGUAACAGCAUUAAAGAAUUUACUUUCUCACUGUUCAAGAAAUAUGACAAUACAUUUUGAAGAAAGAAGGCAGUUACGAAUGCCUUUGCAGCUUCAGAUAUAUGAUAAAGCUGAGGCAAGCAGAAAAUUGGAACAAUUACUUCAGUUGAGAAAUGAAAAAUGUAGUAAAGAGAGAAGGCUGCAAACUAACAGAAUUUUUAUACAAGUAACAGAUGAUAAUAUAAAUCAAGUUGCGCUUCCGUCGCUCAAUACAACAGUUAUUCGUAUAUUUGCUACUUUUAUGGUGGAUUGUGGACAUUUUUGGGCUCAAUACAGAGAUACUAGUGAAAUGAAUUUACAAUUUUUAAAAGAUGCAAUAAAUUUGAAUGAAGCGCAAAAUUUUCAGCCAGUGACAAAAAUAUAUCCAGGAAAAAUAAUUUUGGCACCAUUUUUUGAAGCACACAAUACCAUGAGUUAUUAUCGUGCUAAAAUUGAAGAAAUAACUGAAGACGGCAUUAAAGUAUUUUUUAUAGAUUAUGGAAAUAAAGAGAUUAUUCCAAAUAAAAGUCAUUUGAAAGAAAUUGAUGCUUUAAGGACUCCUGAUCUUUUAACCAUUCCUGCCCAAGCAUUUGAAUGUGCUUUGUGUGAAAUUCGACCAUCAGUAUUAAAAAGUACUGAUGGUAAAUGGACAGACGAGGCUCGAAGAUGGUUUCAGUCAGCCGUGAACGGGCAGGAAUUAAUAGCAACUGUAUAUUCUGUAGUGCAAAAUGUUGUGAGAUUGGAAUUAAAGAGAACAGAAGAAACUGGAAUUGAAAUAAACAUCAAUGAAGAAUUAAUCAAAAGGGGACUUGGUGAAAAAGCAGAAGAGAGUUAUAGUUCUAAAAAAAAUCAUGAAAUGAGAAAGAAAUUUAAAAAUUCGGUUGUAUAUGAUAGUAAUAAAGAUGUUGACAAAGAUACUGACUUUGUGCAUUUUACAAUGAAUGAAGUAGAUCAGAUCAAUUCUUCUACAAAGCCAACACAGAGAAUAUUGUUGAAUGGUCCAUCUAGUGCACUUGAAACAUCUUAUUUAGGAAUGACUUACUUAAGUAGAUCCAGACGUGUGCGAAUUGACCGAGAUAGCGUUAAUUCAGUUAUCCUUGAUUCCGAACCUCAAGACAAACAUUCCAGAUUGUUAGUUUCUUCUUAUGUUGGCUUAAGUGCAGAUGGUUCAGCAAUCAAUGCAAGAAAUACCACUUUAAUGCCUAAUACUCAUGGCUUACCAGCAUUAGUUGCUCUAACAUUUGCACCAUAUGCAGAAUUCAGAACUGACACUGAAAGAAAACAUUAUACUGGAGCAUUGUGUGGACUGGGUUAUGAUGAAGAAACUGGCAACUCAUUUCAUCCUGAUCAUGACAUAGAAUUAGUUUUUGAAACAUCAUUUGAUGAAAACGAUAUUAUUAUAAUAAACACUAUUAGAAUGGGAAUAAAUUUAUUAUUAGGUGCAAAAGAAAAGCCAGCCAAUAUAGACAUCCCCAAAAUACAAAAAAAGAUAAGAAGAAAUCUUUUAGACCUAUUAAUAAAAGUCAGAAAUUCUGUAGAGCCAAAGGAAUUUCGUCAUAAAUAUAAAUGGAAGCAAAUUGAAAAAAAGUAUAUAUUGAAAUCAACAGUAGAAGGUACACCCUGUGAUUGUCCUCAUGUAUUUCCUCUUCACAAAGCUGUCGAAUUAAUAGAAGAUAAGGUUAAAAUUAUGCUACAAGACCACAUUAGAGAACUGCAUUUAAUAUCCAAAAGUUGCUCACAAGGGAUAAAUGUAAAUAAAUGUCGUCUGUGUGGUAUUACUGUCAAAACGUUGAAAGAUCUCAGGAACCAUCUUCAAGAUUCAGAUCAUAAAGAAAAAGAGUUAAAAUUAUUUGAAGAUUAAAAAGACAAAUUGUUCAAAGAUGAAAGCACAUUAUUUUUUAUUUUUAACUGUCUGUUUUAAAGUAUAAAACAGUAAAAGACUACAAUCUUAUUUAU